Penicillium odoratum is the source of this 756-nucleotide messenger RNA. RefSeq names its product Ran GTPase-binding protein YRB1. Lineage: Eukaryota; Fungi; Ascomycota; Eurotiomycetes; Eurotiales; Aspergillaceae. The transcript has 4 exons. Gene Ontology annotation, cellular component: cytoplasm; nuclear pore. The record is from RefSeq and is a predicted model, not a curated record. The coding region runs from base 1 to 756 and encodes 251 amino acids. Gene Ontology annotation, molecular function: GTPase activator activity. Gene Ontology annotation, biological process: nucleocytoplasmic transport.
AUGUCUGACGUCGCGGAGACCAAGCCCGACCCCACCACUGCCGCUCCUGAGGAGCAGCAGCCCGAGAUUACCGCCACCGGCGAGGGCGAGAAGACUGUGACCGAGACUGCUGUCGACGCCGCCAAGGACGCUGCUGAGACUGCCAAGGACGCCGCUGCUAAGACUUCGGACAGCGUUUUCUCCAUGUUCGGUGGUGGCCCCAAGAAGGAGAAGAAGGAGGAGACCGAGGAGGGUGCAGAUGAGCCCUCUGGCUCUUCUAAGGCCCAACAGGCCGAGGCUGCCGAGGCUAACGAGGAUGAGGCCCCCGAGUCCCCCGAUGUUCACUUCGAGCCCGUUAUCCGCCUGACCGAGAAGGUGGAGACCAAGACCAACGAGGAGCUCGAGGAGCAGGUCUUCAAGAUGCGCGCCAAGCUGUUCAAGUUCGACCGUGAGAGCAAGGAGUGGAAGGAGCGUGGUACCGGUGAUGUGCGUCUGCUUAAGCACAAGGAGAACCAGAAGACUCGCCUUGUUAUGCGUCGCGACAAGACCCUCAAGGUCUGCGCCAACCACUACAUCGUCCCUGAUAUGAAGCUGAGCCCCAACGUUGGCUCUGACCGCAGCUGGGUUUGGAACGCCGCUGCCGAUGUCAGUGAGGGUGAGCCUGAGGCUCAGACCCUGGCCAUCCGCUUUGCCAAUAGCGAGAACGCCAAUCUCUUCAAGGAGGCCUUCGAGAAGGCCCAGGAAGAGAACGAGAAGCUCUUCAAGGCUGAUGAGUAA